Argiope bruennichi is the source of this 1205-nucleotide messenger RNA. Its product is annotated as ubiquitin-conjugating enzyme E2 J1-like. The transcript is spliced from 7 exons. The record is from RefSeq and is a predicted model, not a curated record. The coding region runs from base 229 to 1161 and encodes 310 amino acids. Lineage: Eukaryota; Metazoa; Arthropoda; Arachnida; Araneae; Araneidae.
UAUUUGUUGAUUCGUGUUUUAUCUUCUUUUUCUAGCGGCCAUCAAGCAACAUGACAUAGCUGUCAGUUUCAUACCAACUCUACUGUCUAUUUGUUUAUGCAAAUCUAUGUAUCUGUUUGUUUAAUAUGGUGUAACUGUAAAGUUUAUUCAGAUAUUAUUUUUAUGAUAGCAUUACAGAAUAUUCCAAGUGAAUUUCCGUAGUGCCUGAUUAUUUCAGCACGUAAUAGAAUGUCUCUCUAUAAUCUGAGAAAUCCAGCUGUUAAACGUUUGAUGAGAGAAGCAGAAGAGCUGAGGAAUCCAACAGAAGAAUAUUGUGCACAGCCAUUGGAAGACAAUCUUUUUGAAUGGCAUUUUACUUUAAGAGGCCCACCAAACACAGAAUUUGAGGGUGGUAUUUAUCAUGGACGAAUAACAUUACCUAAUGACUAUCCAAUGAAACCACCUAGCAUUAUAUUGCUUACACCAAAUGGAAGAUUUGAAAUUAAUAAGAAAAUUUGCCUCAGUAUAUCAGGACAUCAUCCUGAAUCUUGGCAACCUUCCUGGUCAAUAAGAACAGCUUUGCUUGCCAUAAUAGGCUUUCUUCCUACACAUGGAAACGGGGCUAUUGGUUCUUUAGAUUACACUCCUGAAGAAAGAAAACGUUUGGCCUUGAAAUCACAGAAUUGGAAAUGUCCUGAAUGUGGUUACAUAAAAGGAUGUUUAAAAAGUCCUGAACCAGAAUCCUCCAAGGAAUCAGAUGUUCAGAAAGUAGAAACUGUGCCCCUAUCCUGUGUGAACGGAAGCACUACUGCAGAGACAGAGAUUCCUUACCACCAAAAUACACAUUCUGAAGAAACUGCUGAAAUAGAAACUAUUGAAACAAAUUUUAUCCAUGAGCAGUGUAAAAACACUUCUAAUGUUAUCUUCACUGAAACAGCUGAUGUAAUGAAUUUACCUGAUGUUGAAGGAACACCUGAAAAUGCACGUAUCAUACGACAGCGAAACAUAGCUCCUUCUCAGUUAUCGGCAGAAUCUGUACAGUCUGAUAAUGCGAGAUCUAUGCAGUCUUCUACGGAUAGAAGUGUUCAUAAUUAUGGUUCUUUGAUCAUGAUAUGGCUAAUUUUAGUUAUUAUAUUCCUUUUGAUUGUUAGACGAUGGUUAUUCUAUGAUUAUUCUCUUUAAUUUGUUAUGUGAUAUUUUUAUAUUAAAAAUAUUUUCAAAUUCUU